Messenger RNA from Menidia menidia (Atlantic silverside), 1131 nucleotides. The record is from the annotation of a GenBank genome assembly. Lineage: Eukaryota; Metazoa; Chordata; Actinopteri; Atheriniformes; Atherinopsidae.
AUGCAGACCCGUGUCGGGGUCCUGUCCUGCGCAAUGCUGCUGCUGCUCAUCCAGCUGUGCUCGCCGCUGGACGCCAGGCGCGUGCGUGGAGGCCGUGCGCAGCCUCGGCGCGCGCACCCGCAGCACGAGCAGGAGCACCGGGAGCGCGCGGAGGGACCGGAGAGCUUCCCGUUAGACUUCACGGCCGUGGAGAGCAACACGGACAGCUUCGUGGCGCAGAUCAAAGACCUGGCGCAGUCCCUGUAUCCGUGCUCCGCGCGCGGGCUGCACGCGGACAUGAGGCUGACCCUCCUCAAGAACGUGUCCGUGACCUGCAACGACGGGUCACCGGCGGGGUACUACAUCCGGGAGUCCAGAGGCAGCAGGAGGUGGCUGCUGUUCCUGGAAGGUGAGCGCGAGGCGCGAGCGCGUGAACGGCGCGCGCCAGAGCCUCUUAACGAGCGUGGAUGGUACUGCUUCGACAAGCAGACCUGCGACAGCAGAUACGAGACGAUGAGGAGCCUCAUGAGCUCCAGCGGGUGGCCCCAGACCCGGAAAGGAACGGGAAUUCUGUCUCCCCAGCCGGAGGAAAAUCCUCACUGGUGGAACGCCAACAUGGUCGCGGGCGGCGCCGGCGUGCUGCUGAACGUGGACCGGGUGGCGGCUCAUCUGGAGGGGCGCGGCCUGGGGGGGGUGAGGCUGGCCGUGGAUAACGUGCAUCUGACCGGGCCGCUCCGGGGCCAGUGGAGCUACAUCCAGGAGCUGGGCGAGAACCUGAGGGCCACGCUGAGGGACGCUCCGGCGGUGUUUGCUCCGGCGUGUCUCUCCCACGAACUCCUCACCAGACCGUACUGGCUGGAGGUCCAGGUGAGGGGCACCUCUCUGCCCCGGGCCCUCCACUGCUGGGACCGGAGCCUCCAGGGGGUCCCGGGGAGCCUCGCCCCCCCCGGGGGCUGCCCCGCCCGCCUGGUGGACGCCUGCCCCUGGCCCCACUGCAACCCGUCCUGCCCCCCCGCCCGGGACCGGAUCACCGGGCGGGAGAUGGGCCCGGUCCAGUUCCUGAAACACACGGGGUUCGACGUGCAGAAGGUGGCCCGGCAGCAGGGGAUGGACCCCAGGAGGCUUCUGGGCAUGCUCAGUAACGGCGGCUGA